AUGUCGACCGCAGCUUCUCCACAUCAGACAAUUAAGUUUCAACAGGGCCAAAACAUCGUUCUUAUUGGCUUGAGUGGACCUUCUUCAUCGGGGAAAACCACCGUUGCCAAAGCAUUAACUUGUUUAUUUGAAAACUCUAUUCUGGUUCAUCUUGACGAUUUCUAUAUACCUGAUGAACAAAUUCCAGUAGACCCCAUUCAUCAAGAAAAAGAUUGGGAUUGCCCGGAGGCAAUUGACUUUGAUAAGUUUGUCGAGUAUAUUGAAAAUAUUAAAAAGGGUAUACUUAGCGAAGUUAAAACUUUAGAGUCAGACGUGACCUUGAAAUUGUCAAAGGAUGAGAUAAGUGAGUACAGACGAAAGAUACCUUCGACUCCCGAUACGUUAUACGUUUUCGUCGAUGGGUUUAUGCUAUUCCAUGACCCGGAGAUUAUCUCGUUGUUUGACUUGAAAUUGUUCUUUUAUGCCAGUUUUGACACUUUGAAAUAUAGAAGAGAAUCAAGAUCCGGGUACAAUACAGAAGCUGGCUUUUGGGUGGAUCCUCCAAACUACUUUGAAAAUAUUGUUUGGCCCCAAUACGUGAAAAAUCAUAAUUAUCUCUUUAUUGAUAACGAUGUUAAUAAAGAGCUCAAUACAUACGCAAUAAAAGAUUUGGGCCUAUUAAGUUAUCAAAAUGAAUCGAAAACUACUUUAAACGACUUGAUUCAAUGGUCUAUUGAUUCCAUUCUUAACUAA
This is a messenger RNA of Hyphopichia burtonii NRRL Y-1933, 732 nucleotides long. Its product is annotated as ribosylnicotinamide kinase. Gene Ontology annotation, cellular component: cytoplasm. NCBI's taxonomy places the organism in Eukaryota, Fungi, Ascomycota, Pichiomycetes, Serinales, Debaryomycetaceae. The record is from RefSeq and is a predicted model, not a curated record. Gene Ontology annotation, molecular function: ATP binding; kinase activity. The transcript has a single exon. The coding region runs from base 1 to 732 and encodes 243 amino acids.